This is a messenger RNA of Clarias gariepinus (North African catfish), 2209 nucleotides long. RefSeq names its product potassium voltage-gated channel subfamily A member 10. Gene Ontology annotation, molecular function: protein binding; delayed rectifier potassium channel activity. The record is from RefSeq and is a predicted model, not a curated record. Lineage: Eukaryota; Metazoa; Chordata; Actinopteri; Siluriformes; Clariidae. Bases 1 to 1671 code for a protein of 556 amino acids. The transcript has a single exon. Gene Ontology annotation, biological process: protein homooligomerization; potassium ion transmembrane transport. Gene Ontology annotation, cellular component: membrane; voltage-gated potassium channel complex.
AUGGAGGUUCCUCUGGUAAACUUUGAGAACCUGGACGAUAUUGGAAUUAACCUUGGAGACCCAAGUGACUCAGGAUAUCCAGCUUCACCCACUUCAGAGACACCAGACCAGAACCAGCUGACCCAUGGUCUAGAUUCACCAACACAUUCACCACAAAGAUAUAGGAGACCUGGAAACACAACUACCUCUCCCACAACACUCACUAAGAAAGGGACCUCAAGUUGCAACAGUCUCAUCUCUAACUGGAAGGUACUUAUGAACAGUGAAGGCAGUCCCUGUGAGGCCCUCCUAGGCAAGGUGGCUAAAGACUGUUGUGAUGACUUGUUUGCAGAAAAACAGAACCUUGAAGAGGGUGACCAAAGAGUAGUCAUCAAUGUCUCAGGAAUGAUGUAUGAGACAACACUUAAAACCCUGAACCAGUUCCCUGAUACUCUGCUUGGGGAUCCUAAGAGGAGGAUUGACUAUUUUGACCCCAUGAAGAAUGAAUAUUUUUUUGACCGCAAUCGCCCAAGCUUUGAUGGAAUCCUGUACUUCUAUCAGUCUGGUGGUAAGAUCCGCAGACCAGCAAAUGUGCCGUUGGAUGUUUUUGCUGAUGAGAUUGUCUUCUACAGACUGGGCCAUGAAGUGAUGGAACAGUUCAGGGAAGAUGAAGGGUUCAUCAAAGACCCUGAACCUGAGUUGCCGAAAAGUGAGCUUUACCGCCAGUUUUGGCUCUUAUUUGAGUACCCAGAGAGCUCUAGUGCUGCCAGAUCUGUGGCCGUCGUGUCUGUUCUUGUCAUUACUAUUUCCAUUUGCAUUUUCUGUCUAGAGACUCUCCCUGAGUUCCGUGAUGAUCAUGAAUUCCCCCAUAAAGUAGUUAACUUAACCCGUGAUGCUAAUGGAACACUUAUGUCCCCAAGCCCUUCUCCCAAAACCCUGGAAUCUACCUUUACAGAUCCCUUUUUUGUGGUAGAAACUAUAUGUAUAAUUUGGUUCUGCUUUGAGCUAGGAGUGCGCUUUGUUGUGUGCCCCAGCAAGAGUGAGUUUUUCAGCAACAUCAUGAAUGUAAUUGAUAUUGUUUCCAUCAUGCCGUAUUUCAUCACUGUAAUCACAGAGCUCAUGGCCACUCACGACGCAGCGGCUAAUCAGAACAUGUCUCUAGCCACAUUACGUGUCAUCAGACUGGUGAGAGUAUUCAGGAUCUUCAAACUCUCUCGUCAUUCCAAGGGGCUACAAAUUUUGGGGCAGACCCUAAAGGCCAGUAUGAGGGAACUUGGCUUACUCAUCUUUUUUCUUUUCAUUGGAGUCAUACUUUUCUCCAGUGCCAUUUAUUUUGCUGAGGUUGAUGAACCCGAAACACAAUUUGUGAGCAUCCCAGAGGGGUUUUGGUGGGCUGUUGUCACUAUGACAACAGUUGGCUAUGGUGACAUGUGCCCAGUCACCUUGGGGGGAAAAAUGGUGGGAAUCCUCUGUGCCAUCGCUGGAGUGCUGACAAUUGCUCUGCCUGUUCCUGUCAUUGUUUCUAAUUUCAACUAUUUCUACCAUCGUGAAACAGAGCAGGCAGAGAAGCAAGUGAUGGAGGCAGCUGCAGAGGCUGCUGCAAAUCAGAAAACUGAUGAUAAAUAUGAUAGUAACUAUUCUUUGGACAAGAGCAAUGGGAACUGGCAGACUGAAAAAAAUGGCAUUCCUUGAAACAUGCACCGCUGCUAAAAACCAGCACUUCUAGCAAUAAGAAAAACUGAACAACAAGGCACUUAGAAAACAUCAUUUUCAAUUAACAAUUAUGUACUCGAUGUAAUACAUAAAUAAACAGUACUUUUGUUGCAAGUGCAGACUUAUCAAGAAACUUAGGAAAUGUUGCAGAGCUGGCCAAAGGCUGCUAAAAGAAUUAUGGCUGUGCUUUGCCUUAAAAACUCUUCAGUCAAUCAGUCAAUCUGCCUAGUAAACAGCCAGUGGGGCAAUUACAAAGGCUGAUUAAGGACAUUUUACCUUUAAUGCAGCUUAUAAGCAAUAUAAAUUAAUUAGCACUUAACUAAAAAAAAGUCAAAAAUGUAAAUAUGCUAACAUUUUUAAGCAAUCUGGCUACACUGAGGUCAAAACAAGCUACAAAAUUAUUAGAAAUUAGGGGCCUGUUUGUUUGCCUUCACUUGAUGAUUUUGUACUCUUCGCCUGCUCUAAUAGCUGCACUUUGCUGAACACAUUGUUCCUUUACAUUCAUGCUGACAUAACG